ACCCUGAUCGCAAUACAUUGCUUAGAUGGUAGGACCAAUGUUGUGCCUGAGGAAGGUAGUGUUAGUGAAAUAAAGCGCAUACAACUUGAUACAAUGAUCUGUGAAAUUGAUCAGCUUAGUUGGGGCUGUACACUGGAUUAUGGCGAAGCCAAAAUAGCAGAGCCAGAUCCGAAUAUUGGAGGUUUAGCCAACGAUCUCUUGAGAUUAGCAGGCUAUGACCCCCAAAGUUAUUGGGCAAUCCGAAAUUCGUUCUAUCCUUGCUUUCCAAAUUCAUGGAUACAAUCUUAAAGUUUAUAUCACCCAAAAAAUGACAAAUAAAUCAUUUUACACCAUGACAGAGGUAUUUGACAUUACGUUUCCAAGGUCAAUACAAGAAGUCAAUUCGUUCACAAACAGAAAAAAUAUUGAAUCAUUGAUUUCCUUGUAUAAAGUAUUUUGGAGUAACUGUUGUGUGGCAAAACAAGAUAAAGCUGAACCGGAAAAACUUGAAUCCUCUGGCUUUGAUAUAUCGACAAUUCAAACUAUCAAAGAUGGAUCUAUGGAUUGUUCGCGAAAAUGUUCGCUUAAAUACUAAUAUGAAAUAUAUCAUAUUGACAUAUUAAAUUGUAAAUUAUUGUAACGACGUUAACAUAAAUACCGUUCAAAAGCC
Molecule: messenger RNA, 649 nt
Organism: Cokeromyces recurvatus
Lineage: Eukaryota; Fungi; Mucoromycota; Mucoromycetes; Mucorales; Mucoraceae
Exons: 3
Coding region: 215-574 (119 amino acids)
Source: RefSeq, a predicted model, not a curated record